CUCAGCCCUCUCUGUCCCUCUCGCACUCACCAACACCAUGCGUACCUGUCCGGAGCUCCUCCACCACCCCGUGCUGGAUUAUACCCGUGCGUCUGGCUGAUACCGACAACAUUCCACUGACUCGGAGAGGAUAUUACGCUAUUUUCUUUUACUUUUAAAACAAAAAAUGAAUUCUUCUUGUUGACUGGUGUUGAUCCAACCUGCGCAAAGCAGCGCGCAGCGGCAAAGGGUUUAGAAGAGGAGGCCGUGCCAUGAGAGUUGACUUUCCAGUCUGAGCCAAGAAGCCCCUUUGUGUUUGUGUCCUGUGAACUGGAGCCCGCCGUCCCACCAUGAGGAGCAGCUCUCGUGUCCUGCCUCUUGGUGUGCUCGCAGCUCUGCUACUGUCUCAGGUCUGCUCCGGCAUCAAAUGGCUGUCGAUAUCACACGCGCCUGCGGUCGUUGCAAUCAACCAGACCCAGCACUGCAAGCUGCUGCCCGGCCUGGUGUCCUCCCAAGCUCAGCUGUGCCGCAGCAACCUGGAGCUCAUGCAAACCAUCAUCACGGCUGCCCGCGAAGUCAGUAAAACCUGCCAGAAGACAUUUUCUGAUAUGCGCUGGAACUGCUCCUCCAUCGACAUCCCGGCCGACGCUCAGAAGUAUCGACCGGAUCUCGACCGAGGAACCAGAGAGUCUGCAUUCGUCUACGCCCUGUCCGCCGCGACCAUCAGCCACACCAUAGCGCGGGCGUGCACCUCCGGGGACCUGCGGUUGUGCUCGUGUGGUCCUAUUCCCUCGGAGAUCCCGGAACCCGGCUACCGCUGGGGCGGCUGCGCGGACAACCUGCACUACGGCUUGAUCAUGGGCUCCAAGUUCUCGGAUGCGCCCAUGAAGAUGAAGCGUGCGGGCUCACACGCCAAUAAGCUGAUGCACCUUCACAACAGUGAAGUUGGAAGACAGGCGUUGAGAGAUGCGCUGGUCAUGAAGUGUAAAUGUCACGGUGUGUCCGGCUCGUGCUCCAUAAGGACCUGCUGGAGAGGCCUGCAAGACCUGAAGGAGAUCGCCAUGGACCUGAAGACCAAGUACUUGUCGGCCACCAAAGUUGUCCACAGGCCCAUGGGGACGCGCAAGCAGCUGGUGCCCAAAGACAUUGACAUCAGGCCGGUGAGGGAUAACGAGCUGGUCUACCUGCAGAGCUCCUCCGACUUCUGCGCUAAGAAUGAAAAGCUCGGCUCUAUCGGCACCCAGGACAGGCAGUGCAACAAGACCUCCUUCGGCAACGACAACUGCGACAUGAUGUGCUGCGGCCGUGGCUACAACCCGUACACGGAGAAGCUGGUGGAGCGCUGCCACUGCAAGUACCACUGGUGCUGCUACGUCACCUGCAAGAAGUGUGAGCGGAUUGUGGAGAGAUACGUCUGCAAAUGAGUCGGUGGUUCAGACCGGCGCCCGCCAGCGGCCCUCUACCUGUACCCGAGGCUGCAGAUUAACCAAAGCACUACAAUACGGAGAAGGCUUACUUUUGUUUUAAGCUUUAGCAUGUUUAACUUCAACGAGACCGGCUCUAUUCUUGUGUCAGUAUCAUUUUUUGUAUUGAAUCUCCAAAAUGCAGAGUGGUCUUCUGGGCUCUUUCUCCGCCACACGAAACCUGGACGCGAAGAACACGGCAACCGGGCCAGUUUACCUGAAGACCUCUUGGGUGUUUUCUUUUCUUUGUUAAUGAUUAUAAAUCCCCCUAACAGGGAUAUCUAAAGUCUAUUUUAUUAUAUCUAAGAAAUAAAUAAUAUAGGAUUUUAUGCUGGAGGGGGAGAUUUUUGUCUUUGCACCUCACUACACAGAGACUCGCGUGUUUCAUUCCACGGAAAUCGAAGCAUUCUGAUGGAUCCGCAUAGUACUUUUUAUUUUUAAAGGUACCAUUAAAACUUUUUCUCCUCUGCGGCGAUGGACAAUAGGGGGAGAAAAGGAACACAAAAGGGAACUUCAGAGUACUUUUCAAUCAUGGAACAUUUUUGUGGUUGACGGUUUGGACUCUCGCCGUGUGUCUUGUGCAGAUCUAUACACGCCUGCAUCCCUGUGGACCGACAGACGACUAUUGAGGACUUUGUAAAAUGCUGCAUCAUCUCCUCCUUGCCUGUCAUGCAGUUCAAAAUAUAUUCUAUUUUUCAGAGCGUAUGAGCUGAACUGAUGGAUUUUGUAAACCACUGUUGUGUGGGUGUACAUACUGUUAUUUUGUAUACUGAAAUAAAGAAAGAAUUAUUUAUAAAAUAAUUAAA
Molecule: messenger RNA, 2248 nt
Organism: Gasterosteus aculeatus aculeatus (three-spined stickleback)
Lineage: Eukaryota; Metazoa; Chordata; Actinopteri; Perciformes; Gasterosteidae
Gene: wnt11
Product: wingless-type MMTV integration site family, member 11
Biological process (GO): cell fate commitment; neuron differentiation; canonical Wnt signaling pathway
Cellular component (GO): extracellular region
Molecular function (GO): cytokine activity; frizzled binding
Source: RefSeq, a predicted model, not a curated record